CUGGCAUUAAACCCCGGAAGUAUCACGUGUUUACAACAGGAAGCUAGGCUAAUAAGCUAACUGCUGUGAGCAGAGAGUUUGAAGCGCGUCAGAAGAACUCCGUGUUUCCUGAGUUUCUCUGAGUCUGCGGAAAUAUUCUCAGGAGUCAGGAUGAGUCUGCAGUGGACGGCGGUCGCCACCUUCCUGUACACUGAGGUCUUCUUCGUUCUGCUGCUCUGCAUCCCCUUCAUCUCACCCAAGAGGUGGAGCAAGAUCUUUAAGUCUCGGCUCAUCCAGACCAUCGCUCUCUAUGGAAACACCUACUUCAUGGUGGCCAUCGCCAUCCUCGUCUUCCUGCUCAUCGAUGCUUUCCGUGAGGUGAGGAAGUACAGCGUGACGGAGAAGGUGGAUCUGACCAACAACCCCACGGCCAUCGAACACAUCCACAUGAAACUGUUCAGAGCUCAGAGGAACGAGUACAUCGCCGGCUUCGCCCUGCUGCUCUGCCUGUUGCUGCGUCGUCUCGCCACGCUGCUCUCCCAGCAGGCCACCUUCAUGGCCUCCAACGAAGCCUUCAAGAAGCAGGCGGAGGGCGCCAGCACCGCCGCCAAGAAGUUCAUGGAUGAGAAUGAGCUGCUGCAAGAGAAACUCCGUGACGCUGGUAUCGAUUUGCCGGAGGCCGGGAAGAAGGGAGCCGGACCGGUGGAGGAGAACAAGAACCUGAAGGAGGAGGUGAAGACGCUGAAGGAGGAGCUGGAGAACAACAAGAAAGCUCUGCAGAAGUCGGACAGUGACGUUCGUGCGAUGAAGAAACAGGCGGAGAAUCUGACGGUGGAGUACGACCGACUGCUGGAGGAACACAGCAAACUGCUGGCUACAAGCGACAAGAAGUCAGACUGAGACGGACAAAGACGACCUCCAGCUUCUCUCAUCUUCAUCCUCAAAAUACAGUCAGCAGCUCUAGCAUCAGUGAUGUCACUUCCUUACUGGGAUGACGGCGGGCUGUGAUUGGCUUAUUUCAUGUGGCUAAAAAAAAAACAUCCCAUUUGACUGUCAAAAAAAAAAAUGUGGGCUGUCUGUGAACCUUUCCUUCUACUGACAAGGUUUUCUGUUUGUUGUUGUUUGUUUGUUUGUUUGUUUGAGGAAAAUAACAUCUGAUCAUUCCCUGUUUCCGAGUGCUGGAGAGGAACAGAAAAGAAAACCUGAUUUUCAUCAUUUUUGCAAGAAACACAAGAAUUUAUUCCAAAACUUGAGGUCCAAAGUAUUCAAUACAACUGCUCUCAUGUAUUAAUAACCAACAUAUUGCACAUAUUGAAUGUGGCCAAACAUUAUCCUUCAGAAAUGACCUUUAACCUUAACGUUUAAGUGAAUUUAUCCCCAAAAGAACGAAACCUGUUGAAUGAGUGAAGGUAGACUUGGAUCUUCAGUCUGUGAAUCACGUUGUGCGAGCCAAAGCAAACACCUGCGUCUCCUCUUACCUGUUUCCCUUUCUUUGCUCCAAUCCUUUUUAUGUUUUCUACACUGGUUAUCUUUAAUAUCCUGCCGUUUCUACACUCAUCUAGAGGCUAACUUCCAAAACGGUACACAAACGGUAAAAUAAUGGACGCACAAAUGACCAGACGUUUGUUUUGCUCGCACAAAGUGAUGCUUUCUUUCUGUCGUAUUAAACUCGUUUGGUUUGAAGAUUUUGUUAAUCAGUUUUCAGUUUUCAGUUCUUUUUGUGUGUUUUUUUUAGGGUGAUUUCCUUGUCUUGUGGCUUUCAGACUGAGAUGUUCUCUCUGGUUAAAGAUAACACAAGCUGUUGGACCUGUUUUACAUUUAAGACCACCAAACACUUUAGUCUCAAAUGACCUGCAGGUUAGGGAUAGCUUGAAUAUCUCCGUCUGAAAGCCUCUUCACACUUAAAGAUGUGGUAUUGAUUGCUUUGAUGGCAGAAAGCACUUAUUUGUUCGGUAUAGAGUCUGUAAAUAGGUGGUGUCGCUGUGAAGGGUAAACACUCUCAUUCCUGUUCAGUGAAGUUACACAAAACCAUGUUCACUGUCUCAGUCAUCCGUCUGUGUUUGUGAGCAGAUGAUGAUUGUGAGCAAAUUGGGUUCAAAUAAAAGCAACGAGUUAAAACUGUUGUUUAGAUACAGGUGAGAUACUUAAUGAGACACUGUCUAAAUGACUUGUGCAUUUCCCCUUGAUAAGACUAGCUGCCUUACCAUUCAUGCAAAGGGGUCCUGUGUCCUUGUGUUAAAGUCAGCUCAUGUUAAUCUAAGUAACUUUUUCCUCAUGUGUAGCAUAAGCUAUACAGAAGAGAAAGGACAUACACGUUCAGAAAUCAGCUUUUCAUGUAUGCAUCAGAUGAAAUGCUAAAGUACAGAAACGGAACAAAAGUGUUGAAUUUAGAAAGACAAAACAUUAACAUUAGCACCAAAUGCUUUUAUUUUGAAAAUGUUUUGCAGCUGACAGCAUGUGCUUCACUCUGAAUGACUCAGAGGAUGGUUAGCUUUUAAAUCUUCCUCGUAUUUCAAACUAAGAGAAGAUAUUUGGUGACGUCACACAGCUGAAGUACGGCUAACGUCGGGUUGAGUCCACACAGUUCUCAUGCCCCACUGUUUGUUUACAUCUUGUUUCUUCUGAAGUAUAGUUUCUACAGUAAGUCUAGGGUUAGCCCUUUCUUGCAUGACAACACUGUUUGCUUCACUCUCAUCUGUUAACAUACAUUAUUUCUGCUAAUAUAAACACCUGUGGGACUUUUGUUUUGAUAGUCUGUCACGUUUACUUGAUGCUGAAUGUGCAGUUAUUAUUAUUCUGACCUUUAUUUUGUCCCAUCUUUUAGAAAUCAUGCUGAGAGCUAUUCACCUCUAAUGCUUUAUGAUGAAACGUGAAUAUACCGGCUGAUUUAAUGUUGUGAUUCAGCGACGUUCAGACCAAACCUCAUAUCUCUGUAUUCAAACACAGAAAUGUUCUCUUGUUUCAUUUCUACCUGUGUGUUGUUUUUGAAGACGUGGUGAACUGUAUCUGGACUCAUCAUGUCAGACAAUGGAAGUUUUGAAAUAAACCAGCAAAGGAACUUC
Eleginops maclovinus (Patagonian blennie) is the source of this 3041-nucleotide messenger RNA. RefSeq names its product B cell receptor associated protein 31 (gene bcap31). Gene Ontology annotation, cellular component: endoplasmic reticulum membrane; endoplasmic reticulum. The record is from RefSeq and is a predicted model, not a curated record. Lineage: Eukaryota; Metazoa; Chordata; Actinopteri; Perciformes; Eleginopidae. The transcript is spliced from 8 exons. The coding region runs from base 151 to 879 and encodes 242 amino acids. Gene Ontology annotation, biological process: endoplasmic reticulum to Golgi vesicle-mediated transport; intracellular protein transport.